AUGGCCCCAGCCAAGAAAUCAUCCUCGAAGACGACUCCGCGCUCUGCACGCGCGCCACGCAAGCGCGCAUCACGGUCGGAGCGCGUGCGCGCAUCCAGAGCGCCGCCCAACACCGCGCCCAAGGAGCCCGUCGUGUACAACUCGCCGUACGCGUACGCGGUGGCGGAUCCGGCGGUGUCCCCGUUCACGUUCGACAACAUAAUGGCGGCGACCACGAGCGAGGACACCGCCGUGAGCUUCCUAAUGCGUUACGGCCUCCUCGCCUCCUCUAAGACAUGCGAGUACUGCGACUAUCCCAUGAACCUCGGCCACCCGGACAAGGAGCUCAGCCUGAAGAAAGGCUCCUUCUUCGACGGCACCAAGCUAGCGUACCGCACUGUGCUGCGCCUGAUGUUCUUCUGGGCGUCGGACAUCCCCGUCGGAACCGCGGAGCAGUUCCUGGGCAUCUCUGACGUCACGGCGAUCGACUGGUACGGCUUCUGCCGCGACAUCUGCUCCGCCGAGAUGCUGCAGUACAGCAUGAUGAUCGGCGGCGUGGGCCACACCGUCGAGAUCGACGAGACGAGCCUAAAGAAGAAGUCCAAGUUCGGGCGCAGCAAGCAGCACGAGGACUACUGGCUCUUCGGCGGUGUCGAUCGGGCCACGGGGCGGUGGUUCGGCAUCGUCACCGGCCCCGACCGCAAAAAGAAGACGCUGUCUCCUCUCAUCGGCAAGCAUAUCAUGGCCGGGUCGACCAUCAUCUCCGACCAGUUCUCCUCGUAUGUUUCUGUCAACGGUAAGCAUACGUUGGAGAACAACAAGUGGCUAAAGGGCAAGAACUACACCCACAAGUGGGUCAACCACGACAAGUUCUUCGUGGACCCCAAGACGGGGGCCCAUACGAACCGCAUUGAAGGGGCGUGGGAAGUGCGCGUGAAGCGCUACAUCAAGGCUAUGCGCGGCGUCCCCAAGGAGCGCCUGGACCAGUAUCUGGACAUGUACCUGUGGAAGUCCUGGUACUUCAACGGCACUGUCCCGAAGUGCCAGUACCUUGACGGCCUCGUGCAGGGCAUCCGCAAACACUACCCAGUUUAG
Molecule: messenger RNA, 1074 nt
Organism: Phytophthora sojae
Lineage: Eukaryota; Oomycota; Peronosporomycetes; Peronosporales; Peronosporaceae
Exons: 3
Coding region: 1-1074 (357 amino acids)
Source: RefSeq, a predicted model, not a curated record